AUGAAUGUUGGUUCUAUAUUAAAUGAUGAUCCACCACAAAGUUCAAACGAAACUAAUCAAUCAAUAUCACCAACAACUUCAAAUAUAAAUGUAUCACCACAAGUCAAUCCAUCACCUCUCCCUCAACAAUCUAAUAAUAAUCAUUCAGCUCCAAUAGUAUCUUCUACAAGGUCAUCAACACAAUCAGUGCAUCAAAGGCAUUCAAUAACGAGUAUGUUGAAUGAUGCAGCACAAGAUCAAGAUACUUCACGACAUUCAUCAACUGAUAAAUUACCACAAGUACAACAACAACAACCUCAACAACAAGAUGAUCAAUUUAGAAAACCGAGUUUAUCAAGUAAUUUCAAUUCACCAAAUAUUUCAAAUAGACCAGUUCCAACACAUUUUCAUAGUGGUCAUUCAAGUUCUAUGUCUAGUCCUGUGACAUCAAAAAGGAAUAGUAUUGCUAAUAUAACGAACCCUGAACCAGAACCAAUAAUAAAAUCUGAAUCUGAUCAUAAAAGUUCCAAUGGACAUCAAGAAAUAUUAAAUCAUCAAUCACAACAGGAGUCAUCAAAAACUGAAAAGAAACAAACUAUUCCAGAAACGGAAGAAGAUGAUUUAACAAGAAUCCAAAAGAUAAAAAAAUCAAAUAAACCAAAAAGAUAUGAUACACCACCUAUAUGGGCUCAAAGAUGGAUACCACCAAAUCAACAAAAUAAAUAUAAUAAUCAACAUAUACAAGAAGGAGAACCAAUAAAUAAUAAUGGAGAAUCUUCUGUAAGACUAUCUUCUAAAUCAAUAUUAAAUCGUAAUUCAACUAGAUAUGUUGAUUUAAAAUGUAGUAUAACAGAUGUUAUACCACCAAAUUCAAUAACAAGAACAAUAUCUGAAUGGAUAUAUGCAAAUUUUUCAAAUAUUGAUGAUAAAAAUAGAAAAAAUGUUGAAUUAGAAUUAAAAUUUGGUAAAAUUAUUGAUAAAAGAACAGGAAAUAGAAUUAAUAUAAAUGUUAUAACAGAAUGUAUAUAUACUGAUCAAUCAAAUAUAAAAUUUGAUAUGGAAGUUGAAGAAUUAGCAUUUAAAGAUAUUAGAAAAUUUUUUGAUGAAUUAGAAAAAUCAUAUCAAGAAGAUAUAAAAAGAAAUGGAAGUCUGGAGUCGCAUCAUCAUCAUCAAAGAAGAAAAUUUAAUAUUUUAGAAAGUGAUAAAACUGAUUCAUUUUAUCAAAUUGGUUCAAAGGGAGAACAUUUAAGAAAAGUUCGAAUUUCAAAAGAUAAUUUAUUAGAUCCUCCAAGAUUCGAAGCUAUACAAAAGGAAAGAAUAGGAGAUUUAUAUAUUCAUAAUCCUCAAUCAAUGUAUGAUUUAAGAUUAUCAUUAUCAUUAGAAAUUCCAGUCCCAGAAGGAAAUAUAGAAUCCAUUCGAACAAAAAAUCAACCACAAUUAUCAAGAGAGAAAAAAAGAAUUUCUUUUACUCACCCUGCAACCAUAACUCAAUUUGAUUUAACUAAAGUUUUAAUCCCCAAGGAAUUUAAAAAUAAAAAUGGUAAAAAAAUUAUAAAUUAUGAUAUAAAAUAUGAAAUUGAAAUGGAAGCUGAUACUUUAGAAUUAUUUCAAAGUAUUGAUAAAAUAGUGCAAGGAAUUGAUAAUUUUAGAUUAGAAGAAUUAAUUGAAGUUUUCUUGAAUAAUGCUAGAAUUUUAAAUAAUAGAGUUACUAAAUUAGCUUUAUAA
Messenger RNA from Lodderomyces pseudojiufengensis, 1704 nucleotides. It is a transcript of the gene CET1, whose product is annotated as polynucleotide 5'-phosphatase. Gene Ontology annotation, biological process: polynucleotide 5' dephosphorylation; 7-methylguanosine mRNA capping. Gene Ontology annotation, cellular component: mRNA capping enzyme complex. Bases 1 to 1704 code for a protein of 567 amino acids. The transcript has a single exon. Gene Ontology annotation, molecular function: polynucleotide 5'-phosphatase activity. The record is from RefSeq and is a predicted model, not a curated record. Lineage: Eukaryota; Fungi; Ascomycota; Pichiomycetes; Serinales; Debaryomycetaceae.